Messenger RNA from Hypoxylon trugodes, 2092 nucleotides. RefSeq names its product XLF-domain-containing protein. The transcript has a single exon. Gene Ontology annotation, cellular component: DNA ligase IV complex; nucleus. The record is from RefSeq and is a predicted model, not a curated record. Gene Ontology annotation, molecular function: DNA end binding. The coding region runs from base 122 to 1831 and encodes 569 amino acids. Gene Ontology annotation, biological process: double-strand break repair via nonhomologous end joining. NCBI's taxonomy places the organism in Eukaryota, Fungi, Ascomycota, Sordariomycetes, Xylariales, Hypoxylaceae.
ACUCAAUCUUCAACUUUUCAUCAUCUUGCCUCUUUUUCGCAUCCACACAUUUCGCGAUUUUAUGUAAACCUUACUUUGAUUUACCGUCUCCGAUGAUUUGUGCACGAUUUCGAAAUACAUAAUGGAAAUGGCGUCGGGUUCAAAAUGGCAUCCUCUGCCGGCAUUUCCCGACCUUCCGGCUCUCAUGAUCUCACCACGUUUCGGUACUUCGUCGUACACAUUUCAUGUCACCGAUCUUGCCAACGUGUGGGUUGAGGCUCUUGAUCGGAAGGGUAUCCUAUUACGAAGUUUACAAGAGAACACAAGUAUUGACUUGAGCGACGGCGAUCCCAAUCAAUGGAUCGUCUUCCUCUCCAAGCUUAACGCGGCCUUCGAUCCCGCGUCACCGGACCACCCCACAACUAGCCUUAGUAUAUCCGCUUCGUCGGCAGAUAGGACAGUGGAAGGCGGUCUGGUCCUUCACGUCACAUGCGUGUUACCCGAGCCCCUCAAGCCGCUCAAGUGGCCCAUCUAUUUGACAAAAUGCCCACCGGUUGGACUAGCCUCAGAACUCGUCCUACCUCUCAUCCAAGCACAUCAUCUACGUACGUUGGAGAUAGAAGACCUUGUAACGAGGCUCAAAGAAAAGGAUGCUGUGAUCACGAAGCUCGUCGACAAGCUGGAGGCCAAUCAGACUGGAUUGGAAUACGUAUUCAGCUCGUUGUCCGGGAAGCGCAAGCUCUCCCGAACCCGGGCUGAGCAACAUGUUAAAGGUCUUGCUGCCUUUAACGAAGACGAAUGGAGGACAGGAGCUACUAGUAACCAACAGUUUCCUCCGGACGUAUCGUCCCUGAUGCAUAAAUUCUUCGCCGAAACGGGGUUACAGUGUAACAUGAACCCAGAGGUCGCCCCCUCUGCCCAACUUAAUGACUGGUGGACCAAGCUUAGCUCCCAUCCAACUGCCGCCAUCAUACCCCAGAAAGAGACGCCAGAGAAGCCGCAGGAUACGCCUCCGUCGGAUAGUAACACAACCAAGGAUGGAGAUGACGACUUUCAGGUACAGGCCAUUCCGUCCGACUUGCAAUCUCGUAGGCGGAGAUAUGCCGGUGCAGGGGCCGCCGAUGAAAACACGGAUGACGACGAAGACGGGCCGGUAAAGGUUUCUGGAAGCCCUCCGGCUCCGGCUCAGCAGAAACCUCGUUCCCGAAUCGGCGCCGUUGGGGGCAAGAAUAAGGCUAGUCGAGACAUUUCUGCAAGUCAAUCUUCCCAAACUGUACCUGCAGAUGAUGAGGAUACACCAUCGGAAUCUGAAACAGAGCCAGCAAAGCGAGAACCCCAAAACAGAACAAACAAUCGAAUAGGGACUAUUGGCAAAUCUAAGGAAUCCUCGCCGCCAGCAAACGCUUCAUCUCCAAUACCCUUACCAAGCAAGGAUGAUGACGAAACAGCAUCUGGAUCUGACUCUGAGGGCCAUAAUGAAGGACCAUCUGAUGCUCAGACCCGCUCGUCGCCACCACAUACUGCCAAUCAACCAAAGAGGGCUGGGCUAGGGAGGAUAGGCGGCAAAUCUAAAGCUAGAGCUACGCCAGAGCCACGUGAAGAACUGAAAGUGGCAAGUCCCAAGGUGGGAAGCCCCCUGACUACGACAAGUCCGGCGAAGCCCGUGGCACGAAAGAUUGGGGCUAUCGGCAAGAAGCCGGAUAUCGAUGGAAAACGACCACGAUCUGAAUCGCCCUUGGUGGCGGCAGAGCCCGAAACAGAAGAGCAGAGGACCGAGCGCAGGCGGGCCGAGCUAGCCAAGGAACUCGAACGCAAGGCGGCUGCCCCGACGAAGAAAAAGAGAAGGUUCUAAUGCAUCGUCUAGCAUCUGAGUUAUUAUCGUUCGAAGUAGAUACCCUUGAUUUCAUUGCGAUCAAGAUUGAAUUAUAUCCCGUACAUUCCUGCUUCAUUCUAAUCUGGCUUCCUGGAUAACCAUUUCGGGCUGCUCUAUGGUCUAUUCAACUAGCGUGAAACUACACCCUUAGGAAUCGUGAUGAAGUUUGCCUACAACUCGGCCUCGCCUACUACCAAAACCAUGGCAGGUCUGCAAUGAAUCCUUACUAGUCGAAGAAUU